Molecule: messenger RNA, 4082 nt
Organism: Bufo gargarizans (Asiatic toad)
Lineage: Eukaryota; Metazoa; Chordata; Amphibia; Anura; Bufonidae
Gene: SLC25A42
Product: solute carrier family 25 member 42
Exons: 8
Coding region: 143-1120 (325 amino acids)
Biological process (GO): transmembrane transport
Cellular component (GO): mitochondrial inner membrane
Source: RefSeq, a predicted model, not a curated record
AGGCAACAGUGUGCAGGGCGUGUCCCGGGCUACUCAGCUUGUGCUACGGUGGCCUGGAGAGAACGCUUUUUAGAGCGGGUUUCCGAGGACUAGCUAACAGAGGAGUGGAUUUUUUUCAGCUUCUUUGAGGAAGAAUCGUGGCAUGGAGAAUGGUAUAAAAGAAAGUCAAGUGGGUCUAAGCAAAAAUGGCAAGCAUACUGUACUGCCUACUGCUAUGAAAGAAAACAAAAAUGGUAAAGUAGUCCUUAACUCCUUAAUGUCUGGAGCUUUGGCGGGAGCUGUUGCCAAGACUGCGGUUGCCCCACUGGAUCGAACCAAAAUCAUCUUCCAAGUGUCUUCAAACAGAUUCUCUGCUAAGGAAGCCUACAGGCUGAUAUAUCGCACUUACCUCAAUGAGGGAUUCCUGAGUCUCUGGAGAGGCAAUUCGGCCACUAUGGUGCGGGUCAUCCCCUAUGCUGCCAUACAGUUCUGUGCUCAUGAACAGUAUAAAAAGCUGCUUGGCAGCUAUUAUGGCUUUCAAGGAGCUGCUUUGACGCCCAUCCCCCGCCUUCUGGCAGGAGCUCUCGCAGGUACAACAGCUACAAUGUUGACUUAUCCACUAGAUCUGGUUCGUGCACGUAUGGCUGUCACACCUAAGGAGAUGUACAGUAACAUUUUUCAGGUCUUCAUACGCAUGUCCAAAGAAGAAGGCUUGAAGUCUGUGUAUCGAGGAUUCAAUCCUACUAUUCUAGGAGUCAUUCCCUAUGCAGGAAUCAGCUUCUUCACUUAUGAGACACUAAAGAAGCUACAUGCGGAGAAAAGCGGCAGGGCUCAACCAUACCCUUUUGAACGUCUGCUGUUUGGAGCCUGCGCUGGACUCCUUGGUCAGUCGGCCUCUUACCCACUGGAUGUAGUGAGGAGACGCAUGCAGACUGCUGGCGUAACUGGACAUACAUACAGCUCCAUACUUGGAACCAUGCAGGAGGUGGUGGCAGAAGAAGGCCUUAUCCGUGGACUGUAUAAAGGCCUCAGCAUGAACUGGGUAAAGGGGCCAGUGGCAGUCGGUAUAAGCUUUACUACCUUUGAUCUCACACAGAUUCUUCUGAAGAAGCUCCAGCGAGUGUCUGAUGUUCAACGGUAGAGUGGACGGUCAUUUUGAUGGUACUUUUUAACCUGUUUGCUGUUUCGGAAACAUCCUUUUGACACUGAAGACGUUAGAAACGCACAUUUCUUCUUCCCAGUGUGAAGGAAAAGGUUGGCUUUGCGUUUUUGAAGGAAGUGGUGCUAGUUUAGUUAGCCAAAACAAUAUGGCUACAGUAGAAACAUUGCUGUUGCUAAAAGAGGAGAUGGCAGUGCCAUUGUAUGGAAUGGGGGUGUAGUGGAAGCGGUCUCAGAGAUGCUCCUUAGCCUUUCUGUGCCCUGCUUCAUACGCCAUCACCCCAGCAUUCCCUUGUCUGCCAGAGAUGCCUCGUGCCGGCUUUACCCUUUCUUAAUAAAUCUCUUCUAGACACUUGAAUACCAGUAAUGCAGGCAGUAUCUAAAAUCAAAACGGAUAUUUGGGGCUUCAAGGGCUGCACUACCGGUUCAAUAAACAGGAUAGUACAAGCCAAAUGUACCAUCGUUUACCACAAUUUCACUUGUAUUUUGAAAGACACAAAUUCUAAUUGUACCCUUUCAGCUGCAGUAAAAGAUGUAAAGUGCCAUUAUUGUGAAAAAUAUGUAUACUUGCACAUAGUUGUGCACAUUUUGUCUACGCUCCUAAGUAUGCUGCUUGUUUGCUGUGUGUUUGUGUACAAGUAGGCACUUUAUACACAUGGAAAUUUGGUAUGUGCCUACACGUUCAUAUGAAUAAGGAUGUCUGUGUUAGCAGCCUGUUGGGGAUUAAUAAUCCCUAUUUACCAGUAGUUUUAUACCAAAAGGUUAGGGUGAUAAGGGUUUACGGGGAUCACAGCAGCCUUCUGUACUGGGCAGAGCAGCUGUAGGACAUUUGCUUACCUUGUGCCUACUCGGUCCCAUUAGCUGAACCCCUCUCAUAAUUCAGCUAAUGGAUCCAGAUAAUUCUAGGUCUCUUUUAGGGCAGGUUCACACAUUAAAAGCUAGAACCUAGCCUUAAAGGAGUUGCACAGGAUUAGACCACCAUGUCUUUUGGCGCCACACCUUAUCCACGCUCUGUGUGUAGUAUUUACAGCAAAGGAGCCAAGCCGAAAUAUGAGAUACAACUCAUGGACAGGUGUGGCGGAGUUCUUGUAAGAAAGCAGCCAUGUUUUUCUAAUCCUGGACAAUGCCUUAAAACUUACGCAGUUGUUAACUGUGAGUGUUCUGAAACUGUAACUGUACAGUGCCCACCUAUCUCAGUCAGUCCGAUAGAUGGAUGCGUGACCCCGGACCCCUGUUCUCUUGAUUGGUGGAGGCCACAGCAAUCUGACAUUACUCACCUAUUCUGUGAGUAGAUAAGGGUCUUACGUGGGCCAACCCCUUUAGUGCCCUAUUACACUGCCCAGUGUUCAGGCAGGAUGAGAGCUGAUGAACAAACACGUUGAUCGGCGUUUGUUUUCAUCGGCCUAUUACACAGACCGAUGCAUAGUGAAUGGGAAAGGAAUGAUCGCUACCACAGACAUUCCUCUUACUCUGCUCUGUUGAUUAUUGGCAGCACAUCCCUGAUCAUACAUGGACAUGUGCUGCUCAUAAUAAUGCAUUUUUUAUUCUGAUGAAAAAUGCAAAUCAUCUGACAAAUGUGAUUGCUCAUUUAUUGGCUGAUUGGCAGCACAAUUAUACAGGGCAAUUAUGUGGAAUGCUUGUUCUCAAUAAUUGACCCGCAAAGACGUUUGGUCUCAUAGGGCCCUUGAGGUGGCUUUACACAUUGGAUAAGAGUUGGUUGACAGUUGAACAUCAGUUGACUCAACAAUCACUUGGUGAACGUUCCUUUCAUAGACGUGACCACACAGAUUAUAGUCCAUAUUGGCAGUUACCGUUGUUCAGACUGGUCAUACACAUUCAGUUAAACCGGGCAAUGGAUGAAUGAACUUUCUGGGAAUGUUCUUUCAAAGAAAAAUCUUUUGUUCACAAAUAAUUUUUCUUUGAAUGAAAGAAUAUCAAACAUGGCCAACUUCUUCUUUUCAGGCGCUGAUGGUCUGUCAUCUGUCGGCUUAGGCUACUUUCACACUCACAUUUGGUGCGGAUCCGUCAUGGAUCUGCACAGAUGGAUCCGUUCAGAUAAUACAACCGUCUCCAUCCGUUCAGAACGGAUCAGUUAGUAUUUUCUUUAACAUAGCCAAGACGGAUCCGUCUUAAUCACCAACGGAUCUUUUUUCUAUUGCGCAGAUUGUUUCAUAGAAAACGGAUCCGCCCCCAUUGACUUACAUUGUGUGUCAGAACAGAUCCGUUCGUCAGUUCGUCAGGCGGACAGCAAAACACUGCAGGCAGCGUUUUGGUCUUCGCCUCUAAAGCGGAAUAGAGAUGGAACGGAGGCAAACUGAAGCAUUCGGAGCGGAUCCUUAUCCAUUCAGAAUGCAUUAGGGCCAAACUGAUCCGUUUUGGACCGCUUGUGAGAGUCCUGAGCGGAUCUCCCAAACGGAAAGCCAAAACGCCAGUGUGAAAGUAGCCUAAAAUGAUUGUUCGUUGUUCAAUUUAUGAACAUUAAUUUUGGUUGAAAUAAACUUUAGUUUAAUAUGUAUGGCCAUCUUUAGUCAGGCCUGAUGCAGGAUUGUUUAAUUGGUUUAAUGCUAAGAAACGCACAAAAGCAACUUAAUGGCGACUUUUACAUAGGAGAGUGUUUCUGUGGUUGUAUUAAUAUGUCUAUAACAGUGUUUGUUCUUUGGAUAUGUGAUAGAGGUUAGCUGUCUGAAAACUCAUCUGUUAGAGCCGGCAGACCAAUAUCUCCCUAUGAUAAAGCACAUUGCCCAGUGACGCACAACUACAAAACAGACAGCCAUGCUGCUAAAGUGCUUCUCUGCUCUAAUAGCUAACAAUUUAGAGGAGUGGAUGCUUUUUGCCCUCUGUUCUGCUGUUUUGCAGUGCCAGCACUUUUGGAAAAGUUAUAUAUAUAUAUAUAUAUAUAUAUACAUAUAUUUUAAAUGUUGGAAGAGAUUGUAUAUUUAAUAAAA